Molecule: messenger RNA, 1335 nt
Organism: Psilocybe cubensis
Lineage: Eukaryota; Fungi; Basidiomycota; Agaricomycetes; Agaricales; Agrocybaceae
Exons: 10
Coding region: 1-1335 (444 amino acids)
Biological process (GO): transmembrane transport
Cellular component (GO): fungal-type vacuole membrane
Molecular function (GO): transmembrane transporter activity
Source: RefSeq, a predicted model, not a curated record
AUGUCGGCCUCGAGCCAUAUCCCCACCAAAUCGAGUCAGGAUGACAUGGCGAGCAAGGAAUAUGUCCAAACGGAAUAUCCUUCCAUUAGCGCAUCAGAGGUCGAGGCCACAUCGCCAACAAACCUAAAGUUCGACGAGGGUGCUCUUCUAGGAGCUUGGCUAGUACAAUUCUGUGUCCUCGGGCUUCCUCUUUCGUUUGGGGUCAUGGAAAGCUUCUAUGCUGAACAUUAUCUGUCCAACUUUACACCCUCGACGAUCAAUUGGAUUGGAUCGAUCCAAUUAUGUUUUGAAUUUUUGCUUGGGGUAGUUGUUGCUGGGGUGUUCGACGCUGGCCACUUCCGCUGGAUAUCAAUACCUGCAUCUGUUCUCUUCGUAUUCUCCAUGUUCAUGCUCUCGUUGGCAAAGCAAGAACAAUAUUACCAGAUUUUCCUCUCCCAGGGGCUGGGAGCGGGAAUCGCUAUAGGCAUGCUCUACACCCCGACAUCAUCUGCUGUGUCUCAACACUUCAAAAAGAAGCGUGGAUUUGCAAUGGGAAUAAUCACCACCGGAGGUGCGUUGGGAGGUGCCUUCUUUUCGAUUGUUCUCGGUCACUUUCUCAACGGCUCCAUUGGGUUCGCCUGGGGCGUCCGAAUAUGCGCAUUUAUUUGCCUUGGUUGCCUGAUCCUCGCAAACCUGUUGAUGAGCACUCAAUACCCGCCUCCCACAUCUGUUGUCACUAACGAGCAGCCAGUCGGCAUUCCAUUGGCCCAACUCGUGCGGAGCACAUCCUACAUAUCUUUUAUCCUAUUUGCGUUUGUUAUCUCCAUCUCGUUGUACAAUCCCAUGUUCUCAGUGGAGCUCUUCGCACUCCGGAACGCACAUGUUUCCCAGGCGCUGGGUGGUUACCUGCUGGCCAUCCUCAACGUGAGCAGCAUCUUCGGGCGAUUAUUUUUCAACCGUCUCGCCGACCGUUACGGAGUAUUCGAGGUGUACAUUCCUUGUAUAACUGCUACAGGCAAGUCCGGCUUUUUACGUGUGAUCGCCUCUGUUAUGACGAAGUGCACCAGCGUGGCGUCAAUUAUCGUAUUUUGUAUCUUAUAUGGGAUAUUUUCGGGCUCCGCCGUAUCACUCUAUUUUCCCGCAGUGCUCUCUCUCGACCGGGACGUCACCCGUUCGGGCCUGCGCCUCGGUCUUGCUUCAGUCCCAGUGGGGAUCGCGAGUCUUGUUGGGACACCCAUCGCCGCUGCGGUCGUCGGCCACGACCGUUGGUGGGCAGGGUCCGUGUUCACAGGCGUGCUCGAGCUUACAGCCGCCUUGCUUCUGACCAUUUCAUUCCUGACAAAACCCAAGUACUGA